Molecule: messenger RNA, 1102 nt
Organism: Octodon degus (degu)
Lineage: Eukaryota; Metazoa; Chordata; Mammalia; Rodentia; Octodontidae
Gene: Tmem176a
Product: transmembrane protein 176A
Exons: 7
Coding region: 121-888 (255 amino acids)
Cellular component (GO): membrane
Source: RefSeq, a predicted model, not a curated record
GCUUCUUCCUCUGGCUAGACUGCUCCCCCGCCUCCUCCUCACUCCUGCAGACCUUGCUGCUGUGCUCAGCUCCCUGCUCCAGGGGAGGAAGUCUUUCUUGUGUCUCUCAGAGGGAUAUCCAUGGACAUGGGAACAGCAGACAGCACCGAGGUAGCCUCCGAGGCCCCACAGCCCUCCCUCAUCAACGUGCAUAUCCACAAGGAAUCAGCGCUGGCCAAGAUCCUGCUGAGCAGAUGUUCCCUGCUGCGGCUCCCGGCCACAGCCACCGGCGCCACCAGCCAGACCUCGGACAGCAGCAGACUGCUGGUGGCCUCCUGGGUGGUACAGAUCGUGCUGGGGCUCCUGAGCGGGGUCCUGGGAGGAUUCCUCUACAUCUGCCGGUGCCACACACUGUGUGCCUCAGGAGCCGCCAUCUGGACUGGGGCGGUGGCUGUGCUGGCUGGAGCUGCUGCCUUUGUUUAUGACAAACGGGGUGGGAUCUGUUGGGCCCUGCUGAGGACCCUUCUCACCUUGGCGGCUUUCUGCACAGCCAUCGCUGCCGUUGCAAUUGGAUCUCGUAACUUCCAGGAGUACCGUUAUGAUAUGAAUGGUAACUACCUCUGUAAAGACUACUCAAGCGGCUGGCCCACCUGGGCCCCCAGCACCGUGAGCCCCGAAUCGGAGCGGCUACAGCUGUGCAUCUCCCAGGUGAACAUGCUGAAGAACCUGUUCGUGAGCCUCCAGUCCAUGCUCUUGGGAAUCUGGGUCCUGCUGAUUCUGGCAUCUCUAGCUCCCCUAUGUCUGUACUGCUGGAGAAGAUUUGCCAUAGAAGAGAAAAGGGAGCAACGGGAGGAAGCCCCUGGCAGCGAGCCGGUGCUAGUCCUGCCUCUGCUGGGCACUCAGUCCUGAACCUGCUUCUGCUUUGAACGCCCCGUGUCUGACUCCUUGAAGAACCAGCUUGGGACAAGAGACCGCCUGGCAGCGGAACUUCUUCCCCCAGGACGAGGCCACCGCCCUGCUCCAUCGGCCCUCACAGGGCUCUUGCUUAUCUCUUGCUCAUCUUUAUCGUCCUUCGUGUCCCCUCUGAUACAGUCAUUUGACAAUAAACGUUUAUGUGAUUAGU